AUGCCUAUCUCCAGGUUGUAUGCGCUGCUUCCAUCUCCACCUCAGUCGCCUCCUCCUGAUUUCCUGCCACCCCCCCCUGAUUUCUCGCCACCCCCUCCUGAUUUCUCGCCUCCCCGAUCACCACCUGGUCCAAUGGCUGACAAUGAGGAUCCAGACUCAGAAUUCACUGAUGCAAGCAAGUGUUACUAUCGUACGUAUCACUCGCUCCUCAAUGGACGACCAUGCACAGCUGACGGCGUGUUUCUGCCCCCUGGCACACCACCAACUCCUGUCCCACCGAAGUCUCCUCAUGACUGGAGCCCGUAUCGUAACAAUAUUGAAUUUGCAACGGCAGAGUUUGUUUUCAAACAAAGCCAUAUGUCUAACAAAGCUACAGACUUAUUACUCGACUUAAUGGCUGUGCAGCUGUUGAAACACGAUGACCACCCUCCAUUCGCGGAUCACAAGGAUUUGCACAAGGUCAUCGACGCCACACAACUUGGCAAUGUCUCUCGAUUCAAUACACAGGGGAACACCCUGAACAUGAUGCUCCUCCGUGGAUGGACAGAGAAUACGAGGUCUGGUACAGAGACCAUUCGCAAAUUCUUCCUUGCUUUUGGCGCUUGUUGCACUUGUGGGCACUUGUGA
Molecule: messenger RNA, 627 nt
Organism: Suillus discolor
Lineage: Eukaryota; Fungi; Basidiomycota; Agaricomycetes; Boletales; Suillaceae
Exons: 4
Coding region: 1-627 (208 amino acids)
Source: RefSeq, a predicted model, not a curated record